This is a messenger RNA of Jaculus jaculus (lesser Egyptian jerboa), 2314 nucleotides long. It is a transcript of the gene Tctn2, whose product is annotated as tectonic family member 2. The transcript has 19 exons. The record is from RefSeq and is a predicted model, not a curated record. The coding region runs from base 102 to 2207 and encodes 701 amino acids. Gene Ontology annotation, biological process: cilium assembly; protein localization to ciliary transition zone; smoothened signaling pathway. Gene Ontology annotation, cellular component: MKS complex. Lineage: Eukaryota; Metazoa; Chordata; Mammalia; Rodentia; Dipodidae.
GUCGGUGGUUGCCAUAGUGCUGACGGUCUGCUUGGCAAGAUGGCUGCGCUUUCUCCCGCGGGCGGAUCUUGACUCGUGAGGCAGACGCGGGCGGUUUCAGCAUGUGCUCGCCACUGUCGCCCCGUCUUCUGUGGGGGUUCCUCUUCCUGCAGGGCGUCCUGAGGACGCUGCGGGCGGACCUGGUUUUCAUCCCUCCUUUCAUCCGAAUGUCCAGUCCGGAGGUGACCGUGACCCUGCUCGGAGGCACCGAGAAUGUGACUGUGUCCCUGGCUCCGCUGCGGGUCGAGGAGGGAGUAUUGCCAGUACCAACUUGUGGAGUACUCACCGAUGACACAGGAGACUGGAAUGUAACCGUGAGCCCCGGUGUGAACAUGCUGGAAGUUACUGUGCGGUGGAGGCGGGGUCUGGAUUGGUGUUCUUCUCAUAGGAGUGCCUUCUCAGAGUCUCCAUGUGUACUUCAGACUCUCCUGGUUUCAGCAUCUCACAACUCACUCUGCUCAGCACAUCUGCUCAUUCAGGUGGAGAUUUAUGCCAAUGUGUCUCAGACCCACAAUGCAUCAGAGAACAUGACUGUUAUUCCUGACCAGAUGUAUCAGCCCCUGGGACCUUGUCCCUGCAACUUAACAGCUGGGGCCUGUGACAUUCGCUGUUGCUGUGACCAGGAGUGCUCAUCGGAGGUGAGAGCGCUGUUUGAGCAGUCCUGCUUUCCGGGUGUCUUUGGAGGAGAUGUGAACCCUCUUUUCCAUCAGCUCUGUGCAGAGGGCAAUGCUGCCCAGUUCCCUGACUGGUUUCCUCUCCUGUGUGUGCAAUCAUCUCCCAUCAACUCACCCUUCCUGGGUCACUUUUAUCAUGGUGUCAUUUCUGCCAGGCAAGACCCUGCCUUUCAAGUUUGUCUACAGCCAGAUCUAAAAGACUUCUCGGAUGCUGGUUACAAACAAGGAGACCCGAUCAUGACCACAAAGGCGUAUUUUACUAUCCCUCAGGUGUCCCUGGCUGGGCAAUGUCUACAGAGUGCACCAGUGGCAUUCCUUCAAAAUCUUGAUAUCCACUGCACUACUGAUCUGGACUUGUACCAGGAACGAGAUGGCAUCCUCCAUGAGAAGAUAAAGAACCAUGCCAUGGGAGGUAUAGUCAUACCUGCAGUAAUCUAUGAGGAAGCAACUGACCUUAACAAGAUCAUCACCAAUAUAGAGACACUUUCAAACAGUGGAUCUACCCCUAGGAAUGUGAACUUAGAAGAACAUUAUCUUUUCCGAUGGCAUAAUAACACAAUCACUGAAGUAAAUGUCAAAAUUAUUAGGGCCAAAAUCAGUGCACACCAGAAAGGAAUAAUAACACAGAGAUUUACAGUGAGGUUUUUAAGCCAUACCAGUGGUGAUGAAAAAGAAUCUUCUGGAAAUCCAGGUUACCAUGUUGGAAAGCCUGUCAGAGCCCUGCAUACCAAUGGGGUGAAUAAUGCUGCAGUGUUACACCUCUGGAAGCCAGCUGGGAGGGGCUUGUGCACAUCUGCUACUUUCAAACCUGUUCUAUUUGGAGAGAAUGCACUCUCUGGGUGCCUUCUAGAAGUGAGAAUUAAUGAAAACUGUACUCGGCUCAGGGAGAUUGCUGCAGAAAGACUUGAUUCGCUGAUACAAGCAAGUCAUGUUGCUAUGAGAGGCAACUCUGAUUAUAGCAAUCUGAGUGAUGGCUGGCUGGAGAUCAUACGUGUUGACCCCCCUAGUAGAGGUGACGAUGACCCAUCCAGUGGCAGUACAAAUGGCAUCUGCCUUGAUGUCCCUGUUCAGCUCAACAUCCUCAUCCUCAUUGCAGACACUGGCACCGUGGAAGGAGUGACUCAGCAGGAGAUCCUUGGUGUGGAGACAAGGUUCUCCACAGGAAUCUGGCAGUACCAGUGCGGGCUUACCUGUGAGGAUAAGGCUGACUUGCUCCCUCUAAUGGCUUCAGUGCGGUUCAUUAAAAUACCUGCACAGCUGCCUCGCCCCCUGACAAGAUUCCAGAUGAAUUUUACAGAGUAUGACUGUAACAGAAAUGAGGUGUGUUGGCCCCAACUUCUAUAUCCACUGACCCAGUAUUAUCAAGGGGAACCCCAUUCCCAGCGUGUUGCCAAGGGCUUGAUGCUAGUAUCUUUUCUCAUGCUGGCUGUGCUCCUCAGUGAUCCCUGGACCAGAAUAUGCAAAGCCUGGCACUCAGCUGCCAUCUACUGCUGACUCUUCUUAAGGACUGACCCUUCUGUCAGUGAUUUUUGAAGUCCUUUGGCUGGAGGGAUGGCUUAGCGGUUAAGGUGUUUGCCUGCAAAGUGCAAAGGACACAGAUU